AUGUCAAAGCCUGAGAAAGUAGAUUUGAAAAUUCUAGGUAGAGUGCGCCAUCUAAUUCCUAACAAUUUCAUCAUUGAAAGGAUUAAAAAGCAUGAGGUACAAAAGAACACUGGUUUAGUUAAGACUAUUGAAUUGCGAUCGUCCAAGAGAUUUACGUUGGAGUAGAACGAUAAAUAUGAUGAGUUCUGCGAUGUUUUAGAUUCAUUCACUUUUGGUAAUGACUUAGAAGUGAUUAAAUAAUUUGAUAAUUUCAAAGAAACCAUCAAACCUAAAAUAGCGAAGGGAUCUACAUUUGGUGUUGUUGAUGGUGUCGAGAGUAUUGAUUUAAAUACUUUACAAACAAAGAAGGGUAGUUUUAGGACGAUACAGGAUAAAACGAAUCUAAUUGUAUUUUGGUCUUCUUUAGUUCCCAAAUCAAGAAGGGCACUUGAACAAUUGAAUUAAAUGUUGAAGUAAAAUCAAGAUCUAAAAUUGUAAAUAAAACCCGUAGCCAUUUCUUUAGAUGGUGAUUUCAAUAAUCUUAGAUCUUACUUUAGAGACAAUAAAAUAACAGAAUUCGAACAUUAUCGAUUCUCCUUAGGAUGGGAUUCAUCAAAUGAAUUUUAGAAGGCAUUGGAAUUAAACUAUUCACCUAAAAUUGUUGUUGUUGGCAAAGACAAUUAUGUUGUAGAUGUAACAACCAAAUCUAAAAAAAUAGAAAACAUCAUUAACACAUAUUUUAAACUGGCUGAAUCAGUUGAAGAAUCUGAAGAUAUUCAAAAACCAAAAGAUAUUAUUGAAAAAGAAACAUAUAAAUAAAUAAAAACAACAUUAAUUUAAACUAUUGCAAAUCAAUUAUCUCAAAAUAAUAAAUUGGAGAAAAGCGAUUUCUUUAAACUAAAUUUAAUUAAAAGUCAUAAAAUAUCUCAUGAUGGUACUCAAGAACUAGUCGAAAGAAGUCAAUUACAUGUAGCAUAUGAUGUCUCUGUGUAAUCAGAAUAAGCUAUUGUAAAACUUUUGAAUGAACUUAAAACCUAAUUGGGCAAUAAUCACAUUCAAAUAUAGAAAUAAUUAGUCAAAGAUACGAAUGGAAUUGUAAAGAAGAUAUCCGAUGCAUUUUAGGAUGCUUUGAAAUAGAAUAACAAAGUAGUUUCAGAUUAUACAAUCAAAACAGAGAGUUUCAAUUAUGUUAAUGAAAAAGGAGUAUUCUAAUAAGAUGUUUCAUAAAUUAAUAAGAAAGGGAUAUAGAAUUUAACAUUUUAGGAAUAUCAAAUUAUUUAAUCAUAAGUUGAACCCAUUUUUAAGAAAUAUUAAGAAGAAAUUGAUGAAAGUGAUGAAGAACAUGAUCAUGAUUCAGAAUAAUAAUUAGAUAGGGAUAUAGUAAAUAACCAUAUUAACCAAUUAACAGAUACUCUGAGAUCUGGAUUACAAUUAACUGUUGGUUAAAGGUUUUAAGCAAUAUAGCAUUACCAUAAAUUUGGAAAAGAUCAAUAAGAAGUAAUUGAACAUAAAGAAAAUGAAAUUUUAAUCAUUUUCUACUGGAAUAAUAAUAAAGAAAGUGAUAGGCUAAUCCCAACAAUAAUCAAAUUCUUGCUUGCUAAUGAAGACUCCUUUAAAGAUAAAGUGAGGUUUGUAGCUUUGAGUCAACAUAGAUUUGAUCAUUAUUAGCAUUAUUUCAGUAAAAAUGAAGGUAUUGAAGAAGUUAUUGAUUUCUAUUUCCCAACAGAAGAGAAUCAGGCAGAUUUAGUUUAAUAUAAUGUGACUUAAUUUCCUCAUUUCGUUGUUGUUAAUAAGAUUGGAAAUAUUAGUGUAUUAUCAGGUUAAGUAGAAGAUUUAGAGUCUUUAAUAGAACAUAAAUUAGAGGAGGGAGUUGAUAAUCUAAAACAAAUUGUUAAUUUAAGUGAGGAGAAGUACAAUUAAAUUGUUUAGUUUUUGAAUUCUGAUGCAUUAACCAAUCUUGCUUAAUUGAAUAAUAAAAGACAAUUUUCUUUAAAUAUUACUUUCAUAGAGUUUUAAUGUGGUGAAAAUAGGACUAGAUUAGCUCCAAUCUUAAAUUAUACAAUAAGAGAAGGCAAGGAAAAGUAUUUUGAGACUUAUCUGAAACUUCUCAAUAAAGUUAACCAGUUUUAAGUGAAUAAGACAACUUAAAAAACAUUCAAUCUUCUAUUUCCUGGAAAGGCUUGUAAAUUAUGUUAGAAUGAAUUAAAUGAACAAACUCCUCAAUAUUACAGUCCAUUUUCUGAUGCAUUUUAUUGUGUGAAGUGUGCUGAAGUAUUUGAUGCAAAAGCAAUUGGAAACAAUAAAUUAAGAGUAAAGGACAAUUUGAUCUUCUUCAAUGCUCCUUUAGUCGAUAAAUCUGUGUUGAAUGAUAUAGAUGUAAAUAGAUUAGGAAACAAUUUGAAAGUCAAGAAAGGGGAUCCUUACUCUUAGAGACAUGCUAUAGAUUGCAAUGGUUGUGAUAAUGAAAUCAGAGGAUUUAGAUACAUUGUGUUAAAUUGCUUACCAGGGAAAUUAACAGAUAUGGCUCUGGUUGAUUUCUGUUAGGAUUGCUUUAAUUAGAUUAGAUAAGGGGGACCACAUCUGGAGAAGAUAGUGAAGAGAACCUCUAUGUAUGGGUACAAUCCGUCUAUGUUAUUGUUAAGAAUUCCAUUUUAUAUGGGAUAUUAUGAGUAUUGAGUUUUUAGACAGAAUUUGGAUAUAUAAAUUAA
Messenger RNA from Paramecium tetraurelia, 2687 nucleotides. RefSeq lists its product as uncharacterized. Lineage: Eukaryota; Ciliophora; Oligohymenophorea; Peniculida; Parameciidae. The transcript is spliced from 4 exons. The record is from RefSeq and is a predicted model, not a curated record.